UUCGCAUCCUCAACCCGGAGCUCUCCAUCAACCUGCCAAUGGAUUGCGCGGCCGUUUGUCGUUUUGGGCAGCAAUGAGCGCGCACGGCAGCGCCGGCAAAUUUCGCUACUUUAGCUAAACGCUCCGAAUUCUCCGCACUUUGCGCCAAUCCGUCGGUCUUUGCUGACUCGUCUCAUUCGGUAAUCGCGACCCAUCUGGGCCCAUCCAGUCAACUUUUGGCCUCCGAGCGGUCCCUGGUACCCAGCAGGUCCAGCAAAUGAGCCUCACAAAUCCGCCGUCAACAGCGACAGGCCCGGGGUCGGUCUCCGCCGUCCGAACCCAGACGUUGAAGAGGAGCGUGCAGGCCGCUUUUGAAGAUCCGGCGGACCGCGGGACCGGGGCCACGGGCUACCAGAGCAAGGUCAGGGUGACGGACAAGUACAAGGUCAUCGGCUUCAUUAGCAGCGGAACGUAUGGCCGCGUUUACAAGGCGCUGGGCCGCCAUGGCCAGCAGGGCGAGUUUGCCAUCAAGAAGUUCAAGCCGGACAAGGAAGGCGAGCAGGCGUCGUACACGGGCAUCUCCCAGUCAGCGGUUCGCGAGAUGGCUCUCUGUUCCGAGCUCAGCCAUCCCAACGUGAUCCGGCUCAUCGAGAUCAUACUCGAGGACAAGUGCAUCUUCAUGGUGUUUGAGUAUGCCGAGCACGACCUCCUCCAAAUCAUCCAUCACCACACCCAGCAACCACGCCACCCCAUCCCGCCGAGCACCAUCAAGAGCAUCAUGUUCCAGCUGCUCAACGGCUGCCAGUAUCUGCACUCCAACUGGGUGCUCCACCGCGACCUGAAACCGGCAAACAUCAUGGUCACGUCGAGUGGCGAAGUCAAGAUUGGCGACCUCGGGCUGGCCCGUCUGUCCUACAAACCCCUCCAUAGCCUCUACAGCGGCGACAAGGUGGUGGUGACCAUCUGGUACCGCGCCCCGGAGCUGCUCCUCGGCAGCCGCCACUACACCCCGGCCAUCGACAUGUGGGCCGUCGGCUGCAUCUUUGCCGAGCUGCUCUCGCUUCGGCCCAUCUUCAAGGGUGAGGAGGCCAAGAUGGACAGCAAGAAGACGGUACCAUUUCAGCGCAACCAGAUGCAAAAGAUUGUUGACAUUCUGGGCCUGCCCACCAAGGAGCGCUGGCCGCUGCUGACGAGCAUGCCCGAGUAUAGCCAGCUCCCGACGCUGCAGCCUCCGGUCCCGCACGGGGGCGGCGGCGGCGGCGGCGGUGGGCACCAUCACCACCACGGCCAUCACCACUCCCACCAUUACCAGACGCACCAGCGCCAGGCAGCCGGUGCGGGGGUGAGCCACCUUGAGAAGUGGUACUACAACACCAUCAACCAGCAGACAGGCGGGUCCGGACCCGGGGCGGGCACGAGCCCGCUGGCGAGCCUGGGCGCCGAGGGCUACAAGCUGCUGGCGGGACUGCUCGAGUAUGACCCGGAGAAGCGGCUGACGGCCGCGGCGGCGCUGCAGCACCCCUUCUUCAGCACGGGUGACCCGGUCAGCGCGAACUGCUUCGAGGGGCUCAAGACCGAGUACCCACACCGCCGAGUCAGCCAGGACGACAACGACAUACGCACGAGCUCCCUGCCGGGGACGAAGCGAAGUGGGUUGCCGGACGACUCACUGAGGCCGGGAAAGAGGGUCAAGGAGGGAUAGCUGAGGAGACUCGAUUGCGUCGAUAUUUUUCUUUCCUUGCCUUUUUUUGUCUGUCUUACACCGGGAUAGCGUAAUGAGUUGAGGCAUUAGUUUGGCGUUCAGAUGGCGUUGGGAAAGGAGCUCGAAAGCAUGUGUUUGGCGUCUUCCACACGGGAUGGGGUGUAUGAGGGCGGCCUAAUCAGGAAGCUUAAGGUAGAGCUGAAAGUAGAAGAGGUACAUAGGGGAUGAGGGUCUUCUAGUCGACAA
This is a messenger RNA of Thermothelomyces thermophilus ATCC 42464, 1927 nucleotides long. RefSeq lists its product as uncharacterized. The transcript is spliced from 2 exons. The record is from RefSeq and is a predicted model, not a curated record. Gene Ontology annotation, cellular component: mediator complex; nucleus. Lineage: Eukaryota; Fungi; Ascomycota; Sordariomycetes; Sordariales; Chaetomiaceae. Gene Ontology annotation, molecular function: RNA polymerase II CTD heptapeptide repeat kinase activity; ATP binding; cyclin-dependent protein serine/threonine kinase activity. Bases 257 to 1681 code for a protein of 474 amino acids. Gene Ontology annotation, biological process: protein phosphorylation.